Molecule: messenger RNA, 591 nt
Organism: Saprolegnia parasitica CBS 223.65
Lineage: Eukaryota; Oomycota; Saprolegniomycetes; Saprolegniales; Saprolegniaceae
Exons: 1
Coding region: 1-591 (196 amino acids)
Source: RefSeq, a predicted model, not a curated record
AUGAAUGGCAAGUUAAUGAUGGAAGGGAUAAAGAUUUACGGCGCCUGCUCUUUUUCAACGUCGCCGAGAGCCAGUCAAGGCCUUCGUACAAUCCGUCGCCCGUGGUUGCGCAGCAGGCUUGGAUGUACCACGGCCGGCCAAACGUCCGCAGACCGAGCUUCUCGGUCAUCUCAGCCGCGCUCAUCGAGUUUGGCAAAUCCUGCUUGUUGGCAAAGCAAGGGUGAUCGCGUCGCGGAGCUCGUCCUGGGCAAGCAUGCGAUGGAGCUCGUCGCGGGCUUGGUCGAUGCGGUCGCGGUCGUUCGAGUCGACGACGAAGAUGAGGCCGCGCGUGUUGUCGUAGUAGUGGCGCCACAGCGGGCGGAUCUUGUCUUGGCCACCGACGUCCCAAACCGUAAAGUUGAUGUUCUUGUACUCGAGCGUCUCGACGUUGAAGCCGAUGGUCGGGAUCGUCGUCACGACUUCGCCGAGCUUGAGCUUGUAGAGGAUUGUGGUUUUGCCGGCGGCGUCGAGGCCGACCAUGAGGAUGCGGACGUCUUGCUUGCUGAAGAGGCGGUCCAUGACCCGGGAAAAGAGCAUACCCAUGAUGCUUAA